Molecule: messenger RNA, 614 nt
Organism: Protopterus annectens (West African lungfish)
Lineage: Eukaryota; Metazoa; Chordata; Ceratodontiformes; Protopteridae
Gene: HINT1
Product: histidine triad nucleotide binding protein 1
Exons: 3
Coding region: 104-484 (126 amino acids)
Biological process (GO): purine ribonucleotide catabolic process
Cellular component (GO): nucleus; cytoplasm
Molecular function (GO): hydrolase activity
Source: RefSeq, a predicted model, not a curated record
GACACUGCACUGUGGGCGGGUAUUGUAGAAAAGUGCUGAGUAAGGCUAGUCAUUGCCGUUUAUAACUUUGCCUAGUAGUCAGUUUACAGACGGUGGUUAAGUUAUGGCUGACGAAAUCAGCAAGGCUCAAGUUGCCCAGCCGGGUGGCGAUACCAUUUUCGGCAAAAUUAUUCGAAAGGAAAUCCCUGCAAAAAUUAUUUAUGAAGACGAUCAGUGCAUUGCAUUUCAUGACAUUGCUCCACAAGCUCCAGUACAUUUUCUUGUCGUGCCAAAGAAGCCUAUUGCACAGUUGGCCAGUACAGAGGAUUCUGACAAACAUCUAUUUGGACACCUAAUGCUGGUUGGUAAAAAAUGUGCAGAUGAUCUGAAUCUCAAAGAUGGAUAUAGGAUUGUUCUGAAUGAAGGUCGACAUGGUGGACAGUCUGUUUACCAUAUUCAUCUCCAUGUUCUUGGUGGUCGACAGAUGGAAUGGCCUCCUGGCUGAUACUUUUACUGAAAUGUCUGUGGAAAUGUUCAGAGUUAUGUAAUCUGUAUUGUUUGUCACAAGAGUUCACAAGUUUUCUGCCGUAAACAUUUUAUUUUUUUAGAUGAAUAAAAGUUGACUGGCAAAUUUA